Closterium sp. NIES-67 is the source of this 906-nucleotide messenger RNA. The record is from the annotation of a GenBank genome assembly. Lineage: Eukaryota; Viridiplantae; Streptophyta; Zygnematophyceae; Desmidiales; Closteriaceae.
GUUAACAUUCGAGAAUGGAAGAAGGCCCGGGAGCGACUGAGAGUUGAGGCUGGUUGAGGCUUGUCGGUGGCGGUCGACCGGCUAAAUAUGAGGGUGAAGAUUGAAAAGUUUUGGGAAUUCGUCAAGCAGAUGCGCAUCCAGAAGAAGUACAGCGACGAACUAUUUGUGAACGCGGACCAGACAUCACUCUUCAUCGAGAUGCCACACGAGAGGACCUUGGACCACAAGGGGGCGCGCACGGUUCACGAUGCAGUCCCCGAGGAGCUCAUGCGCAAGAGCUUCAGGACCUGCGGUAUUGCCAACGACCUCAGUGGCUCCGAAGAUCGGCUCGUCCUAAGCCACCUCCGCACCAAGGCAGAGGUGGAGAUCAUGGACGACAUGCACGGGGAGGAGGGGGAGGAUGAGUACGUCAACCCCCUGUACAACGAUUGCUUUGUUGAGCCCCCCGUGGACGCCCCCGACUUCGAUGAGGACGAUAACGCCGCUGACGCCCAACUUGAAGAGCUGGCAUGUGAGGGGGAGGGCCCGCUGGAUGAUCCUGUUUGGGAGUGGCCGGCAUAGGGGAUUGCUAGGGAGGAUGAUGACGACCGCUGGUGGGAUGAGGUCGCGAAUGAAGAGGAUGUGGAGAUCUAGCAUGCUGUGGAUCUUGAUGAGGAGGAUGCUAAUGUUGAAGACUGUGAUGGUGAUGCUGCAGAUGCUGAAGCCGACGACUAGCCACAAGAUGGGAGAGGAAGCAACACGAGUUGCUCGAGACGCUUUAGCGGGGGAUGCAGUAGGAGAAUGUGCCGUUGCGCAACGUGUGUAGGAGAAGGUGUAGAAGAAUCUGAACUAGCAUCAGUAGAACCUGAUCAUGCAGUAUGAGAAUCUGCAAUAGGAGUUGGUUCUGUAGGCAGCGCUGUAUGGGAU